GUAGCGCAACGCGGAAGUACUAUAAACAAAUAAGAAGCGGUGGUCUCAUCCGGGAACUUUGUACAAUCCCUAACUAUCUGGGUGGGGUUUUUUUUAAUCGUCUUCCUUAGCGAUAUAACGACGAAUCAAACAUCUAGUUUUUGUCCUUGUAAAAAUUUAAAACAAUAUCGAAGCGCUAAUGCUAACGGGAAGCUUACACUAACAAUAGCAAUGCGGGUGUUUAUGGGAUGUGUAGUUUUUUCGGCUUUGAGUACACCGUCGUCAGCAAAAACACACAAUCUAUCGAAACGCCGUUAGGACAGUGUAUACGAGGGCAAAUCGGCGAUUGAAUAUCUAACACAAGAUGUAAAGCAAACAGAAAUGCCUUUUUAAAAAGUUAGUUUACCAAAACUAAUGUAGCAAUCUCGUUUGGGAGCGGUGUGACGUCACGUCGAAGGCGACCUGUUGAGAACUACGAUUCCCAUAAUCCUUCAGGGGGCACGUGAUUGUCUCAUGCUACACUGUCAGCUGUACCGCGGUGGAGAAAACCGGCAGAUGGAAUUCAGUGUUGUUUACGCUUCGGACUCGAGUCACAGGUGCAGAGAUGUGUCCAGAGACGGAGAAGCUCACUGGCCUGAUCGCAGCUACGUUCACGCCGCUCACUCCACAAGGUGAGCUGAACCUGGCGGUGAUCGGACCGUACGUCGACUACCUGCUGGAGAAGCAGAGCGUGCACAGUGUCUUCGUGAACGGGACGACGGGUGAAGGCUGCUCUCUCACCAUGCAGGAACGGAAGCAGCUGGCGGAGGAAUGGUGCCGUCAGGGCAAAGGGAAACUGGACCGGGUCAUCGUUCACGUCGGCUGCCUGAGCGUAAAAGAAUCUCAAGAACUGGCACGUCACGCCGCGUCGGUAGGAGCCGACGCCAUCGCAGUCAUCUCGCCGUUUUUCUUCAAACCCAGUAAUGCAGAGGCGUUACGGAUGUUUCUGAAGGACGUGAGUUCGGCAGCCCCACAGCUUCCUCUCUACUAUUAUCACUUACCCAGCAUGACUGGAGUGAAGCUGAACGUGAGUGAAAUUCUGGAGGGCAUCGAGAAGCAGAUCCCGUCGUUCAGAGGGGUGAAGUUCAGCAGCGUGGAUUUAGGCGAUCUGGGACAGUGCGUCAGUUACUGCCGUCUUCGCGGUUGGUCCGUCCUCUACGGAGUGGACGAGCAACUGCUGGGAGCCCUGCCGCUGGGAGUCAACGGUGCCGUGGGAAGUACGUACAAUUACGCAGGUAACGUCAUGAACGGGAUGCUGAGUGCGUACGAAAAAGGAGACCUUCCUCUCGCUCAAACCCUCCAGGUUAAGUUGAAGGACACCAUCACGUUCGCAACGAGUCUGGGCUUCGACCUGGCCAUGAACAAGCAGAUGAUGAGUCUGUAUUCCGGCCUGCCGAUGGGUCCUCCGAGGCUGCCGCUACUUCCGUGGCCUUCUGAUACCAUUCAGGACGUCGUUAAGAAACUCCAGCAGGACAUGGCAGACCUGUCCUAAAUAAAACAACAGCGCCGUGAUAUAUCAGCCACACUAAAUACGCGCAGGUCGUUUGAUCAAUACUUCAGCGGAAAAAAAAAAGACUAAUCUAGCCAGUAAUACUGAAAUCCUACUGUACUUAUCAAGAUGUAGUUUUACGUAACACGUGAUAUUUUUUAAAUAUUUUACGACAUGUACAUGAAGCAUGCCUCGUGAAAGCCGGAACAGGUUUCUUCCUUCCAUCGAGUUUCAUCGGAUACACACUGAGAAAUAAACGCUAACAAAUUCGCCAGCGAGGAAGAACGAUACAAACUGCGAGUGAGAAAUGUGCGCUCGGUGAUUUCCCACGGGCGCGAGGUACAUCCGCUCGUCCUGGUUUCUUUGAUCGAUACACACGAGUGUACUCUCUUAUAUCUUCUACGUUAAUUAUACAUGAUUCUUUAUUCUUUGAUUCAAAACAUUCCAUACAUCAAUCGCAACAUAAUCCUGCGCUCGAUGUGUUUAAAUGCCGGUGGAAGGUUAAGUCGCUCUCUUCGUGGUUGAAAUACAUUUCGAAGUCAUUAUUACGCCUUUUCUGGGUUAAAACGUUUCUUAACACUGUGACCGAUUGAUUAUUUUAACUCUUGAUCCGACGGAUUAUAUCGUAAUCAUGUUUCAAACCAAAGUCUGAUCAGAGAAGUUCACACGUUUUAUUAGUACUGUAUUCGCUUGAAAUGGUUGCUGUUUUUAUAGUGGCUGACCACGUCCAUUUCACACAGAUAUCAAAUAUAAACUAAUACACAGUAUAUACUACUCAAUCGUUUAGUAGAUCAUGUAACAUGUCUGUUUUGUGGACUGCUAUUAACCCUGACCGAUAAAAUGACUCCAGCUCCGUACAUCAACAUCCAGAUCGUCCGUCCGUCCAUCCAUCUUCUAUACCGCUUACUCCUUCUCAGGGUCACGGGGGAACCUGGAGCCUAUCCCAGGGAGCAUCGGGGACAAUGCGGGGUACACCCUGGACGGGGUGCCAAUCCAUCGCAGGACACGAUCACAUACACACUCACACACCCAUUCAUACACUACGGACACUUUGGAUACACCGAUCAGCCUACCAUGCACGUCUUUGGACUGGGGGAGGAAACCGGAGUACCCGGAGGAAACCCCCGCAGCACGGGGAUUAUCUUAUUAUUAUCAGAUUUGGUGGGGGUUCGUGUUUUUGGGGGUUUUUUUGGGGUUGGUUUUUGUAUUUUACUUGUAGGUUUGUAAAUUAAGGAUGUGCCUUCUGUGUAAUUUUAUUAUUCAGGUAUUUCGAUAAGACUUGAAUGAAUUGGUUUUCGGUUAAACGCGUGGGUGGGGGGGUGGUCAUAUGGAGAUUUGUCGUCAACAUAUAUAACCGGGUUUAUUUAGUGUACUGUACCUGUAGCGUAUAUUCCUUUAUCACUAGGAGAUAUGAUACUUCUGAUCACUAUUAACGUGUUUCUACAAAUGUCGUUUCAUUUCAGUGUAAUAAAUGAAAAUGUAUUUUAUACAAUUGUCUAAAAAAAUAAAUCAAGUAUAACGCUUCUGUCCUAAAUUCCUGGAAGUGAAGUAAUGCACACUAAUAAUAAUAAUAAUAAUAAAAAGCAGAAGAAAAAAGUA
Molecule: messenger RNA, 3106 nt
Organism: Ictalurus punctatus (channel catfish)
Lineage: Eukaryota; Metazoa; Chordata; Actinopteri; Siluriformes; Ictaluridae
Gene: npl
Product: N-acetylneuraminate pyruvate lyase (dihydrodipicolinate synthase)
Exons: 12
Coding region: 584-1510 (308 amino acids)
Biological process (GO): N-acetylneuraminate catabolic process
Molecular function (GO): N-acetylneuraminate lyase activity; 4-hydroxy-tetrahydrodipicolinate synthase activity
Source: RefSeq, a predicted model, not a curated record